Molecule: messenger RNA, 2247 nt
Organism: Candidozyma haemuli
Lineage: Eukaryota; Fungi; Ascomycota; Pichiomycetes; Serinales; Metschnikowiaceae
Gene: MNN15
Product: putative alpha-1,3-mannosyltransferase
Exons: 1
Coding region: 1-2247 (748 amino acids)
Biological process (GO): protein O-linked glycosylation
Cellular component (GO): Golgi apparatus
Molecular function (GO): alpha-1,3-mannosyltransferase activity
Source: RefSeq, a predicted model, not a curated record
AUGACAGGCAGGCUCCAUAGAAGGGGGCUUUGCGUGGCGGUGGUGCUUUGUAUGGUGACGUUGAUCAGCUACCACUUUGUGGACUUCAAUGUGCUUCCGGUGGACUUUACGGUUGAUUACUCGGUACGGGGCUUCGAGGCUCACGAUUACCAGGUUCGGGACGAGAUCCAUUAUUCGAAGUACCGGUUUUCGCUUACGGACGAGUUUAAGAAGCACGUUGGUGAUUGGGGGCUGUUUGUUCAGAAACCACAGGCUGAAAAAUGUACGACGUUUUUCAAGUUUCUCGAGAAGAAGCAGCCUGACUGGGAGUUGCCGCCGCUCUAUGAAGAGCCUUACGAUAAGCACGCCGUGGCCAAGGGUCUCUACUUCGAGGAGGCGUAUAAGAAGAUCAAGAAGCAGAAAAACAGAGAUAAGGUCGAGAAUCCAGAUACAAUCACUGAUAAGGACCGUACCGAGGUCAAUGGCUGGUUCCAGGAAAGGGUGAAUAAGACCGUGGCGCUUGAGGUGAGAAUGGCUGAUCUUAUGACGGUGGUGAGAAGUUAUGGCCAUUGCUUCUUUGGCGAUAGUGAACCCGAUAAGGAUCUCCAAGGCGGCUUCGCCAGACGUCUCACGCCUUUCUUCCAUGACCAACUACCGAGGUUUGAGACUCCCGAUGGGGCUUCGGUAGACGACCAGUUCCCAGGAUGCCGCAAAUACAUGCCUGACGAUACACUUAUCCAAUACUACCAUGAGAAUAUGAAGGGAAAGGGUAUUGUUAUAUCGGCAGCGACGCGUUACUCGAAAGACAUUGCUCGUCUUAUCAGGGUUUUACGGGGCCUAAACAAUAAGCUCCCAAUUCAGAUCGUUUAUAGAGGAGAUCUCCUGACGAAAUCACGAAGGUUGCUCCAGGGAGCGGCCGUAGCGCCAAUUGAGACGCUUCUAGGUGAACUGUUUACCGACCAGUCGCUUAUGAAGAGCGUUUUGCCAGAUGUUGAUUUGGGCGAUCCAGCGAAGUAUGGGUCGGAGCUUCCUAUCCAACAUCUCACUUUUGUCAACAUCGAAGCACCAAUGAAGAAACUAGCCAAGCAUUUCUUUAAGGGUUACAACAACAAAAUAUUGGCGCUCAUGUUCAAUACGUUUGAAGAAGUCGUUUUGGUUGAUGCUGAUGCCGUACCGCUAGAAGCUCCGUACGACAUGUUCCAUUCACCAGAGUACAAGGCUACAGGAACAUACUUCUUUAAGGACCGACUGCUCCGAGACAGCAAUGACUGGAUCGAGACCAACUACUUUUCAAAGCUCAUGCCUCAUGACCACAGUUCAUUCGAUUUGGCUAUGGGAAUCAAGCCAGUCACAGAUUUCACCAUGGAUAUUCCUUAUAUGAGAGGCUGGAGACACACACAAGAAGCCGGUAUCGUUAUGUUUAACCGCAAAAGGCAUUAUGCUGCCAAUUUAGCUCUUCUUCCUCUUGCGUUAUGGGGAGAGCCGGUGAAAUCCUCGAUUUGGGGUGAUAAAGAGAUGUACUGGUUGGCAAUGUCAAUCGUUGGAGAUGAACAAUACUCCUGGAGCAAAUAUGAUGCUGCAAGUGUUGGUGAAUUCACUUCGGAUCCAAUCCGGAAAAUGUACAAUGCUACAGCUGCCUCAGAAGUAUGUCUGAGCCAUCCUGGCCAUAUGUCUUCGUCAGGACGAAUACUAUGGAUCAACUCAGGCUUCUCCUUCUGCAAAAAGAAUGGGUACAGCAGGGACGAGAAGAAGUUCCCCUUUUCCACCUUCAACGACAGAGACAUUCUCAAAGACUUAUAUCAGGCCCCACUCCGCAUUCGAGAUGCCCUCGUACCCCCAGGGUUGCCUCCUUUACGCUCACGAGGAAGCCAUGUGGACCUCGCCGAAGAAAUCAAGUAUAGACUUGAACUGAAAAACCGCAAAAAAGACGUUGACCAAUUGGACGAUGUUCAACAGAUAGACAGCUACGAGCCUCAGAAAGGAUGGAUCAAGUCCCCUUGUUGCACCGACUAUUACUAUUGCGCUUACAAUGCCAUAGAAAACUACGACAAUUCUGGCUCGAUCGAUUCUUCUGGAUCGGUGUUUUCGUUUGCUGAAGAGGAUAGAGCACGUUACGAUUUCUUAGGCAAAUUCUGGAUCACCGGAUUGAAAAGCUUACGAAACCUUGACUUCGAAAUGCCUCUUGUUAAGGACUAUCCAACCUACGAGGAAACUUCUUCAGAUAACCUGGAAGACCCGGAUUCCCAAAUUCAACGUAUAGACUCAUGA